Messenger RNA from Symbiodinium sp. CCMP2592, 2064 nucleotides. Lineage: Eukaryota; Dinophyceae; Suessiales; Symbiodiniaceae. The record is from the annotation of a GenBank genome assembly.
AUGCCAAGUCCUUUACUGCAUCCCUUGCAUGGCAUCAAGACGCAAGCACGCUCGGGUUGCAGGUGGGGCAUUUGGUACCAACAACGACGGUGGUGGUUUGAUCCAGAUGCGACGAGAAAGGCGCAUGACAAACCAGCGGUUGUGGGAACCAAGUACAUCUUCAUCAAAAGCCAGGUCCCUGUCGUGCUUCUGCAAACCAUCCGUGGCGUUGGAACGAAGGGGCAGAUCGUCAACGUCAGGCGUGGGUAUGCGCGGCAUGUCCUGGUACCAAAUGGACUGGCGGCCUUCGGCACGUGGGAAAACAUCGAUGCAUUUGCCGAUCCAACAUUGAUCGCUGAUCCCACGCUGAAGGCGCGUGCUGCAACGGAGAGGGGGCAACUGCCAUUUGAUUGGGUGGGCGAUGUCCGUCUGAGAUUUGUACGCCCUGCUCGCGAGGAUCAAAACAUGGCGCUGCUCGAGCCCGUUUCCAAAUGGGACGUUCUUGAGGACCUUUCAGCCAACCACGAGUUGGACCUGCUCCCGGGCAAUCUGGACGUUCCUGACGGUGGUCUGAGCAGAGCUGGAUUGCAUGAGGUGGCUGUGAGCAUUCCCUUCCGCAACCCGGAGACUGCAGCAGGAAAAUACACGAUUCUGGUGGACGUGAUCUCCAAGCAGAGCCAGGAAGAAGAGCUUCAGCGUGAAGAAAUGAAAAAGGCACAGACAAUUGCAUGCGGAUCUGCCAUUGACUCUUCCUGCUCACAUCAGGCUUUGGAGCAGGGCAUGAGCUACAGACUGGUACAACGUGGUGGAGCAGUUCAGGCGAUGAAAGCUUCUUUUCGGAUCUUGCCGAUGAAGAUGAUGCUGACGAAGAGUUUGUCGAGUGAGAAAAAGCUUCUGUUGAAGCAUGUGAAGGACGCAUGCGCUGUCGGUGUGCAGUCGCAAGCACAAGUUGUGGCAUUGCUGCAUGAAGUGGGAGUGCAGACCUGUGCAGGUGCGGAGCCUUCGUCUGGACGCAUCUUGAUGUGCUCAGAAAAUCGACCGGCCCUGGUGGACGAGGCGGCUCAGCGAUACGAAUGGGUGUUGGUGCAUGCAGUGAGCAAGUGCUUGACCUUCACUUUUACCAUGAGUCUAAGUUGUAGCGACGUCGCCCUGGAUGGCACAUUGCGGCACAACCCCUCUGGAAUGCGGGUGUCGCCCGACAAGGGUGUCGUGGUGGACGGCAGGGAGUACAAGCUUUCACCUCAAGAUAUUGACCUGGAUCGCGACUGCACCCUGGGAACCGGCGCAGGAGGUGUCGUCCAAGCUGGAGUCCACAAGCCAACAGGAAUGCGAGUUGCGAUCAAGACGGUGAAGGUUGACAACAAAGAGAAGCGUGAACAGAUGCUACAAGAGAUCAAGGGCCUCGUUCUUGCUGCUGGCUGCCCCUACUUGGUUCAAUGGUACGCCGGCUUCGUGGGCAAGGACACCGGGCUCGUGCACGUGGUCGUGGAGCUGAUGGAUCGGGGCAGUCUUGCCGACCUGCGGAGGCGUUUGGCAGCUCCUGUUCCGCCGAAUCACGUGGCGUGCAUCGCUGCUCAAAUAAUGCGGGGACUCGAACAUCUGCACAGCAGGCGGCUUCUUCACAGAGACAUCAAGCCCGAGAAUGUCUUGCACAACGGAUUGGGCCAGGUCAAGCUCACAGACUUUGGCAUAUCAAAGGAUUUGACAUCCACUGCCGGUGUGGCAGCGAGCUUCGUCGGAACCGCGAACUACAUGUCGCCUGAGCGCGCUCUGGGAAAGGACUAUUCCUUCAGGUCAGAUGUCUGGAGUGCCGGGAUGGUGGUGUUCGAGCUGGCCCAUGGGCAGUACCCAUACAAGGCGAAGAACUUUCUUGACUUAUAUGAGUGCCUGUGCGCGCAGCCCGAGCCACGAUUGGACACCAAAGCGUUUCCCGCUGCACUGUGCGGCUUUGUCGCCUUGUGCUUGAAGCGCGAUGACACAGCGCGACCCGACGUCCAGUCGUUGGUUAAGCACGAGCUUGUGGUAAGCCAAGGUGCGGAGCAGAUCAAGCUCUUGGCAGAAUGGCUAGCAACGUCUGGAACCUGA